AUGUCUAUCAACAAUGAUUCAACUUGCAAGGAACAAUAUGUAUCAUUUUCAAUGCCAAAUACUGAGCAUCUAGCAGAUAGGCCUAAGGUUCUAAAACGUCGAAAGACGCCUUAUGUUUGGGGUGACAAAUUGAAUCCUGCUUUUGAUGACGAUGAUGAAGGAUGGCAAGACAUUAAUGAUACAAGCAGCGACAAUAACAGCAAAGAUAAGAUUGAAAGCUGUGGGAAUAUGGGUAGAAAAAAUAUGGGAGAGAGAGGCGACAAUGAAAUGGAUGAAAAUUUUAAAGAUGGAGGAAAUUUAAGGAUGAAGAAAUAG
This is a messenger RNA of Racocetra persica, 315 nucleotides long. Lineage: Eukaryota; Fungi; Glomeromycota; Glomeromycetes; Diversisporales; Gigasporaceae. The record is from the annotation of a GenBank genome assembly.